Molecule: messenger RNA, 768 nt
Organism: Cutaneotrichosporon cavernicola
Lineage: Eukaryota; Fungi; Basidiomycota; Tremellomycetes; Trichosporonales; Trichosporonaceae
Gene: PNO1
Exons: 6
Coding region: 1-768 (255 amino acids)
Cellular component (GO): nucleolus
Molecular function (GO): RNA binding
Source: RefSeq, a predicted model, not a curated record
AUGGCCCACAAAUCGCAUCGUCAAAAGGCCCUCGCAGCCCAGCUCGAGGCGCGCCCCGAGAUCUCGCUCGUCAAGCCCAAGAAGAAGCCCGUCUCUGAGGGCAUGGAGCUCGACUCGGACGACGAGGGUGUUGUCGUCGGCUCGGCCCUCGCGUCCGCAUCCGGCGAGGCGUCCUCGUCUGGCUUCGCUCCCUUGUCCGCGAGCGAGCAGUCGACCGCGCUCAAGAACGAGUUCCGUCGCAUCCCCAUCCCUCCCCACCGCAUGACCCCGCUCAAGCGCGAGUGGGUCAACAUCUACACGCCUCUGGUCGAGAUGCUCGGCCUGCAGGUCCGCAUGAACGUUAUGCGCCGCGCUGUCGAGUUGAGGAGCUCCGGCCACACCAUCGACACCGGCGCCAUCCAGAAGGGCGCCGACUUUGUCAAGGCGUUCGCGCUUGGCUUUGAGGUCAACGACGCCAUCGCCCUCCUUCGUCUCGACGACUUGUACAUCGACUCGUUUGAGGUCAAGGACGUCAAGACGCUCCACGGUGACCACCUUGCCCGUGCUAUUGGCCGUAUCGCUGGCGAGGGCGGCAAGGUCAAGUUCACCAUCGAGAAUGCUAGCAGGACGCGUAUCGUGCUCGCCGACACCCACAUCCACAUCCUUGGCUCCGUACAGAACAUCAAGAUUGCGCGCGACGCAGUCGUCUCGCUCAUUCUCGGCUCCCCACCUGGCAAGGUGUACGCCCACCUGAAGACGGUCGGCGCGCGGAUGAAGCAGAGGUUUUAG